AUGGCCGCCCUCAGAGCUUCUUGCCGGGCAACUCUUGGGCUCUAUCGCCGCCCUUCGUUUGCAAUUGCACAAUGCCAGUCGGCGAGAUCUAUCCAGAGGCAGUACCAAUGGCGGGGUUACGCCGCCUCAAUCGAUAACCAGCAAAAGCUCCUAGCCGCGGAUUUGGAGAAUGCGGACCCAACUGUCUUCCAGAUCAUCGAGAAGGAGAAAAACCGACAGAAACAUUUCAUAAACCUCAUUCCGUCGGAGAACUUCACAUCACAGGCCGUGCUCGAUGCGCUCGGUAGUGUAAUGCAAAACAAGUACUCUGAGGGCUACCCCGGAGCACGUUAUUAUGGAGGAAACGAAUUCAUUGAUGAAGCUGAAAGGCUUUGCCAACAAAGAGCGCUCAAGGCUUUCGGAUUGAGCGAGUCAGAGUGGGGUGUGAACGUCCAACCUUUAUCUGGCUCACCUGCCAAUCUCUAUGCCUACUCUGCCAUCCUUAACACCCACGAUCGUAUCCUCAGUCUCGACCUUCCUCACGGAGGCCAUCUAUCCCACGGCUACCAGACCCCCACCAAGAAGAUCUCCGCCGUCUCCAAAUACUUCGAAACACUUCCAUACAGGUUAGACGAGAAGACGGGAAUCAUUGACUAUGCUCAAAUGGAGGAGCUUGCAACUCUUUAUCGACCAAAGGUCAUUGUUGCGGGAACAUCCGCUUAUAGCCGUCUGAUAGAGUAUGAGCGGGUCCGCAAGAUCGCUGAUAAUGUAGGAGCGUACGUCUUGGCAGACAUGGCCCACAUUUCUGGGUUAGUGGCGGCUGGUGUUGUUCCAUCUCCGUUCCCAUACGCCGACAUUGUCACGACUACAACACACAAGUCGUUGCGUGGCCCACGCGGUGCCAUGAUCUUUUACCGUAAAGGUGUGAGGCGUGUAGAUAAGAAGGGUGUUGAGGAGCAUUAUGAUCUGGAAGGACCCAUCAAUGCUUCCGUCUUCCCUGGACAUCAGGGUGGCCCUCAUAACCACACCAUCACGGCAUUAGCUGUUGCUCUUCAACAGGCUCAGUCUAAGGAGUUCAAACAGUACCAACAGGCUGUGCUGGAUAACUCCAAGGCCCUUGCCGAGAGGUUGGGUAAUUCCAAAGAGAAUGGCGGAUUGGGCUACAACCUCGUCUCUGGCGGAACAGAUAACCACCUCAUCCUGAUUGAUCUCAAGGACAAGGGUGUCGACGGCGCACGCGUAGAGCGUGUGCUUGAGCUUGUUGGUGUCGCAAGUAACAAGAACACCGUUCCUGGAGACAAGUCUGCGAUGAAGCCUGGCGGUCUUCGAAUUGGUACUCCUGCGAUGACCACUCGAGGUUUCCAGGGAGAAGAUUUCCAUAGAGUAGCUGACAUUAUCCAUCGCGCCGUGACCAUCACCCAGAAGAUCGACAAAGAGGCCAAGGCCAAGGCCGAACAAACUAAGAGGAAGAACCCAGGCAGUGUAGCUGCUUUCAAAGAAUACCUAGGUGAGGGCGGCGAGAUCACAGACAUUGUACAGUUGCGACAAGAGGUUGAGGACUGGGUUGGCACCUUCAAGCUCCCAUGGACCAAGGGCGAAUGAUUGUAACUAUAUGAUUUGAGCGUUAGAUUUGGCUGCACUGGCAGCUUUCAGCUUUCAAAAUGUUUGUUUCUCCGAGAUUUCUAUAACGUAUAUAUACAUUCAACAUAGC
Molecule: messenger RNA, 1690 nt
Organism: Aaosphaeria arxii CBS 175.79
Lineage: Eukaryota; Fungi; Ascomycota; Dothideomycetes; Pleosporales
Product: serine hydroxymethyltransferas-like protein
Exons: 5
Coding region: 1-1581 (526 amino acids)
Biological process (GO): tetrahydrofolate interconversion; folic acid metabolic process; L-serine catabolic process
Cellular component (GO): cytoplasm
Molecular function (GO): serine binding; zinc ion binding; cobalt ion binding
Source: RefSeq, a predicted model, not a curated record